Molecule: messenger RNA, 791 nt
Organism: Spizellomyces punctatus DAOM BR117
Lineage: Eukaryota; Fungi; Chytridiomycota; Chytridiomycetes; Spizellomycetales; Spizellomycetaceae
Exons: 1
Coding region: 235-750 (171 amino acids)
Source: RefSeq, a predicted model, not a curated record
AGUUGCAGUGUGGCAUAAAAGAUUAACACGGUAGAAGUGGUAGAUCCCACCGUUGUUCUUCAGAUAAGACAUGCUACGCUGUAUGAACAAAUCCAUCACCCUACCAUCUUGACAGCUACUAUGAACAACGCGGUGUUUCCCUUGCCAUGCUUGAGGUAAUCAAAAACCCGGUUGGUAGGAACGGCGCAACCGUGCAACUAAGGACGAUUGUAAUGUGGAGGAAAAAUAAAUGGAAUGUGUGGCCCUUGUCACAGUGUACGGCAUGCGUCGAUCACAGCAACCAUCAUCCUCCGUAACCAUUGUGGACAAACAUUGCGCUACUCCCUCAACGUUUCACGAUUGAAACGCUCAUCUAAAGCGCGUAUGGUCUCGAGUACGAUGGCCUUUUCACCCCGCAAAACAAUGCUCUCUACUCCAACGCCUGGAAUGCGUUCGGGUACCCUCGCGCAGAGAUCCGUUGAAUGUUCUUUUGUAAGGGGAAUCGCCCCAUCAAUUUGCAGCAUGGCCUUGAGAGGGGCGGAAGAAGGGAAACUGUGCAGCAGCCAUGGAAAUCAGCCAUGGACAAACAACGCCCAAUCCUUUAUAGAACACCUCCUCUCUCCGUCCUGUUUCCUUUGUGGCUGUGCUCCCGUGCCUUUCUUCCUUCGCCCCACAACCGCAGUGGCAGAGUCACGGAGGCGCUGUGAGAUGGGAGACAAAGUGCUUAGCCUCGCGGAAAUUUGUACCGCCACAUGUUCUUUAAUUACCUAAUAUUGGCAAACCACGAAUAAAAUAUUCUAAAUAUCCAAAAG